CUUUGUAUCGUCUGCCCAAAAGUGUUCGCUAAGCAGAUGGCAGCUACGACUUCGCGGAUUUCUCCCACUUUCUUGAUCAGCAAAUUCGUUAGAUAAUUGAUUUUCAAGAUGUAAUCCAGAGGGCUAAAGAGUGGGUUGGCAAGGAAGAAGGUUUUCAAUAUGCGUUUUGAGGUUCUUGCUGCGGGCGGUUUGACGAUUGUUUUGCUCUGGCAGCUCGGAGUUUUCCAUGCAAUUUUCCGCGCUGUUUUUUCAACCAUCCUAAACGUUAUCGCCUCUUUGCUCGGCAUCCUCACAGGAUUAUCUUUGUACCUUGGCUCAGGGAAGCACAGAGAGCCGAAGAACCCGAAGCAGUCAGAAAAGGUGAGACGUAUAUCGCGCGUCCUUGAACAGAAAACUGUGAACAGCACACAACGACCUUACAAGCACAAGACUCUGGUAUCAAGAUCCAUCGACCAAUCGAUCCAGGAGGUCUUUGAUUUUUUCGUCCGCGAUUUUUGCUUAUCUUGGUUCAGGGUUCUAGGAAAAGAUGAAGCCGCAUUUGUUGACUUGAUGACUGAAGAACUAUGGGCAAUUACUAGCAAUGUUGUUGAAAGGUUAAAAAAUGUUGAUAAAGUGAAUUUCCUAUCUAGCGACCUCGUUGAUAUUCUGACCAACCAUUUCCAGAGCUUGCGGUUAGCAGAUCAAAGAAACUCUCCAGAAACUGCUGAAGCAUUUGUUUUACAUCACUGUCUUACAAGCAAAAAAGCUGAGCUAGACUACCUCAGGAAGAUUUCAGAUGUCAUAUUGUAUUGUUUUCUGUCUGAGAGGAAUUCCCAAUGUCCAGAAAUGAGAGUUCUUCUUAGGGAGAUUCUAGCAUACAGUGUGUUCCAGCCGCUGGCUGACAUGUUAUGUGACCCUGAUUACAUCAAUCAGACCGUUUUGAUUUACUUGGAGGCGAAAGAGACUUUGACAGCAAAACACAAGCCUCGCUACGCUUACGCUGAGACUUAUGAAGACUUCAUUCGUAUGAUAAACACAUGCAAUUCAGUAGAGGAACUCAAGCAGAUCAGGUAUCAUAUUAUUGCUGAAAUAAUGCAAGCAACCACUAUUAAUAACCUGCGUGGGAUAGAGAAACAAAAUCAACAAACCGACAAUCAACCACUGAACAAGGAUGCCCAGCUAAGGACUCGCAACUUAAAAAGAUAUAUCAACCAAUGUACUGUGGCCAAGGCACAGUGUGAGAAGAGAAUCAAACUCCUGGGUGGUCCAGAUUAUACUUCCCAUAACCAAGCAGAAAACAAGCCUAGCACAACUCCAGAACAGAAACCUAAGCCAACAAACAAAGUCACAGGUCCAACCAAGAUGCUGAGCUUUGCUGAGAUCAUGGAUAACAGUCUGGCAAGAAGCUUUUUCAUGUCUUUUUUACAGAACCACACCCACAGUAGAAACCUACUCAGUUUCUGGAUGGCCAUAGAGAACCUGCGCCUGGUCAAGCCAGCGGAGAUAGUCAAAAGCACCCAUGAUAUCUAUCAGGUCUAUGUGGCACCGUCAUCAGACAAAUCUAUCAUGCUGGACACUUCACUGGUGCGAGACAUGGAGGGAUUUUUGAAUGGGACGGAGGGGCUGCAGAGCUUUUUUACAGCUCAAAAGAAAGUCUAUCAACACCUUGAAGAGAAGUUUUACAGAAGGUUUGUAUUGAGUCAGGAGUACUUCAUGUUUGUCUGUCAGCUGGAGGCUGAAAUGGAUGAUCUACGAGCACAGCAGAAGGAUGAGGACAACAUUGAGCUGAACUGGAACGACAGGGUGGAGGGCAGUAAUGAUGAGGAGGAUGGUGGGAAAGGAGACUCGACUGUCAAGUCAGGACGCAAGCACAGCACUAUUGAAGAAAGGAGUGAGUCUAUCGUGAAGAAGCUGGAAGUAUUGGAUCAAAGGCUUGCUGCUAAGACCCAUCAAAUGGAAGUGAUGAAAAGAAGUUAUGGUGCAGAUGCAGAGGAGUUAAAAAAAAUAGAACAAGAAAUAAAUAUCCUGAAUACUGAGAGACGACACCUAGAGUUUCAUAUUGAAAGGACAGAUCGCUGGUGUGAAAAUAUUGGAAACUGGAAUGUGCAGAUUGAAGGUGUAGAGUGGAAUAAUGAAGAUGACAAGUGGAUCCCAUUGUACGUCAUUGUUGUACACUGCUCUCCCAUCAACCUACCCAUCUCACCAUCUGGGGCAUCACCUGACAGACUUCCUGGUGCUACGUCUGAGGGUUGGGUUGUCACCAGGAAGUUCAAUGACUUCAAGAUUCUUCAUGCUAAACUAAAAGAGUGUUCAUCAAAGUUACCAAAUGAACUGCCUGCUCCUGCCAAGAAAUGGUACAAGUCUCUUGAUGACGAGUUCCUCAACAAGUCCCGUCUUGCUCUGGAGCAGUACCUACAGAGCCUACUAGCUGAUGAGACUUUAUGUCUCAGUGAGGAACUGUACUCCUUUCUCAGUCCUAGUCCAGAACACCUCAGGAAACAAACUGAGCCGGCCAAGAAAGCAGGGUUUUCCCUCAUGGCAGUCUUAAAAAGCUUGCCGAUCCCAAGUGAUGACACCGACGAGGACUCUGGAAUCGACCAAGAAGACAGCUCGCUCCCAAAGGACUCUAUUGCUGAGCCAUUCUAUGCAUUGAUUGGUGAAGUGUUUGAGUUAAAAGGAGUUUUUCGUCUGCUGAGGAGAACUCUAAUUGCCUUCGUCCAAAUAACCUUUGGUGGUACAAUCAACAAGGAAAUUCAAGAAAUGCUUGAAUGGUUGGUGUCAGAGUCCAUGAUUGUGUAUUACAUCCACACAUUCCGGGACUCACUGUGGCCUGCGGGUCAAUUGGCAAAGACGGCCCCUAUCAGAACAGAUGAGGAAAAACUUGAGACAAAGAUCCGAGCCAUGGACCAUCUAUUAAAAGAUAUCCCAGAGGUUUUACAGAAUUUGGUUGGAAAAAAGAACAGCAGGCUAGGAACCAUUAAAGUUUUUGAAGCUUUUCAAGAUGUCAGAGUGAACAAACAUCUGUUCUAUGUUUUAUUGGAAAUGUGUAUCUUCACGAUUUGCCCAGAAGUCAAAUCAGAAAAGGUCUUAGAGAGAGUGAAAGAGUUAAGAAGAGAGAGAUUGCAAAAAAAGUCUGUAGACCCUUAAUCAAGGGACAGUUAUUUAUUUAAGGAAAAUAUAUUGAUAAUAAAUUCUUUAAUAUACAGGAACAAAUUAUGAAUAAUAACAGCAAAUUAAAAACAUUUAUUGUAUGGAAA
Messenger RNA from Nematostella vectensis (starlet sea anemone), 3236 nucleotides. Its product is annotated as sorting nexin-25. The record is from RefSeq and is a predicted model, not a curated record. The coding region runs from base 160 to 3126 and encodes 988 amino acids. The transcript is spliced from 23 exons. Gene Ontology annotation, cellular component: intracellular membrane-bounded organelle. NCBI's taxonomy places the organism in Eukaryota, Metazoa, Cnidaria, Anthozoa, Actiniaria, Edwardsiidae. Gene Ontology annotation, molecular function: phosphatidylinositol binding.